Messenger RNA from Theobroma umbraticum, 847 nucleotides. RefSeq names its product plastid ribosomal protein l11 (gene PRPL11). Gene Ontology annotation, molecular function: large ribosomal subunit rRNA binding; structural constituent of ribosome. Gene Ontology annotation, cellular component: ribosome; cytosolic large ribosomal subunit. The record is from RefSeq and is a predicted model, not a curated record. NCBI's taxonomy places the organism in Eukaryota, Viridiplantae, Streptophyta, Magnoliopsida, Malvales, Malvaceae. Gene Ontology annotation, biological process: translation.
UUCUUCCUUCGCAUCUCUCUUUCCUCCCUCGCCACUCCCUCUCGAUGGCAGCCUCUUUAUCCACUUUUCAUCAUCUCAGCUCUUCCCUUUGUCCGGGGAACAUCGACAAUGCCAAGCUUUCCCCUACUCUUUUUCCUUCCCCCAUCAACUUAUCCUCAAACCCCAACAUUUCGCUCCAAUUCCUCAACAAAAAACAAUCCCCUCUCCUCUCUUCUACUCCAAGAUUCUUAACUGUCAUAGCCAUGGCUCCUCCUAAACCCGGCGGCAAAGCCAAGAAAGUGGUUGGAUUGAUAAAGUUGGCUCUGGAGGCAGGUAAGGCGACACCAGCGCCGCCUGUUGGACCGGCUCUUGGAGCAAAAGGUGUAAAUAUCAUGGCCUUUUGUAAGGAUUACAAUGCUAGAACUGCUGAUAAAGCUGGUUACAUUAUCCCUGUCGAAAUUACUGUCUACGAUGAUAGAAGCUUCACCUUCAUUCUAAAGACACCCCCUGCUUCUGUUCUGUUACUUAAGGCAGCAGGAGUGGAGAAAGGUUCAAAAGACCCAAAGCAAGAGAAGGUGGGGAAGGUCACCAUUGACCAAGUACGUGCCAUUGCUACUGAAAAGCUACCUGACCUGAAUUGUACGAGUAUUGAGUCAGCUAUGAGAAUCAUAGCUGGCACUGCUGCUAAUAUGGGAAUUGAUGUCGACCCACCCAUUCUUGUACCAAAAAAGAAGGAACUGGUGUAGUCGCCUACUUUGUCAUCAUGAUCAUCUGUAGCAUUAUUUACUAUUACCAUUUCGUAUCUCACCUGUGUAAGAAAUUCAUUGAAAAUCCUGAUGUGUAAUAAUCAUACAUUCAAUUUUGGUCU